CCCCAUGUGGCUGCGGAUGUACAUGUGGCUAUUCUGACACCAUUUUCGUAGUUCUGAUUUUCGGUUUCCGAUCGAGCGCGACCGGCUCUACGGACGAGCAUGCAUCAUUCGCGUGAUUUUUUCUGCCACACAAGUUUUUCCCCACUUACUUUCAAAAGCUAAGUUUCCCCUAUGCAAGCAGAACGAAUUCUAAUUCUUGUGUAGGAUUAGAUCGAUAUGCAGCCAGAAGUUCCACUAAGUCAAAGCUUAAGCUUUCGAUAAAUGAUGGCUGUGGAAGGUGUUUCCGAAAGAUCUGCCGAAGCAAUUUAGAAGGUGUGACUUUUUAGAUUUUGUUGGACAAGAUGGAUCAUUUCUGAUUUUUUCCGUUCUGCUAUCCACUGUUGGAGCUGCACUCCAAGAUGGCUCCGGCGAGUUCUCCGACGUCUCAGAUAGACCCCGCGGAGGCGAGGCAGCGCUUCUUGAAAUUUUUCCAAGCCCUGCAACUCGCCGACGGGCUUCCGCCGAAUGAAGCCGCAAAAGCUGCUAUUGACGCUUCUAAAACUUUGAGCAAGCCUACCCCGGCCCUGCCAUCGGGGCGAAAUUUUCCCAAUGCCGAGGAGCUUGUGAAAAGGUUCGCCAGUGCGGCGAGUGCGUCAUCAAGGUACAACGUGAAUAUUGUGUCCUGCUGAACUAGAAAAACUGAAACAGCUGCCUCUGCCGGAUAGGGUUGUCAUUUCCCCGUGCAGCAACUCAGUGAAAAAAAAAAGUAACUGAAAUUCUUACACAUCAGCGACGACAAGCCUGCGCUGACCGCAGCGACCUGGGAACAAUUCGCGGAAUUGUGGGGCGAUUUCUUCUGCGCAAACCAAAUACUGCUGCCGAAGGGAAAGCCAGCGACCGAGACCGACCCUAGUGUGGAUUUGGAUCAGCUGCAGGCUCUGUACCAAUUGAUUGAGAGCGCGGAAAUUCCGAAGGAACCAGACGCGAUGGACGUGGAUGCGGAGGGGAAGGAAAAGACCUCCCCAAGAGCCGCUUCCCCCUCGGAGAUGGUGGUUCGACACCUCGGCAAUCUGUGUAACGCGAUCUCAAAAGAGAAUGUGGCCGGGGUGCAGCGGGCGGUGGAUGCGAAAAACAAAUCCAGCUCCUCCUCCGCGUCUCCCAGUGGCGGACCCAGCGCCAGCAGCAGCAGCAGCGAUUUGCUGCACCCCGGCGGACAGCAGGCUGGGGGAUCAUCAAGUUCCACUGCAGUCGGCGGGCCGGCAAGUUCACCAGUUGCAACGGGCGCGGAUUCAGCGGUAGAAAAUUGCAUUAGCAACUCGGACUCCCCUGGUGAGUUGCGCAUUUUGUUCCUGAUUUUCUUCCACCCUUGCCUCCAAAAUCCGGAUCGAAACGAAGACUCGGCUAAGUUGCUGCGCGCCUUUCGAGGGUUGUCGGAGAAGGGAAAGGAAAUUCUCGCAACGUGGCUUGCAGACUUGGAUAUCGCAAUGCUCCGAAGCCAGCUGCAAACAAUCCAACAGUAUAGAAGCUUUUGUUUUUGAUGACGUAUUCACGUGCGAUCAACGAACGAAUAACACACGAGCACUAUCAUGUGGAAAACCACAAUUUGCUGAGUUUUGCGAUUCAAAUCCCUCAGGUAUCUAAGCAUCACUUUCCUGGACAUUUACCACGAGGAGGGCGCGGACGACGAAAACGCGCCGGAGCACGUGUGGGACAUGUUUGUCGUGAAGAGUUCGCAACUGUGCAAGAACGCGCUCUCCUACAUGGAGCUGAUCUGGAAGGCGAACCAAAUAAGGAUAAAACGGCGGCGGGAGUACCGCAAAGAGGAACUCACCAAGGGCACCGCCGCCAUGCUAUCCCAGAGAAAAAAGCUGGCAGGGCAUAUUUGUAAUGCAAAAAUAAAUAGACAAAAAAAUCUGUAUUGCAUGCCCUAAACAGCAUGCUAUGGCCUCGCCUAUGACAGAUUUUUCUGUGUGUUUAUUUUUGCAUUACAAAUCUGACCUGCCAGCUUUUUUCUGUGGGAUACAUGCUUCGCUCCGUGUCCAAGGGCAUGGGCGCGACCGGGGGGGAGGUUUUGCCCCCGGAGGAAUUCCGCAACGACGCGAUGAACGACGUCGACAACGUUCUCCGCCACGACUACUACCACGCGGUGUACUUUGAGUUUUACCAAAUGCAGGACGAGGACGAAGCGCUUUCCACGAAACCGAAGCCAAAACAGGCGAAGUCACUCCACGAUAUCAGCGAGAAGUCGGCCCUGAACACCUACACUUUCGGGCUCCUCGAGCACAAUUUCUGCCUGGACGCGAACAGCAAGUGCCGCCUGCUGAUGAUCUCCACCGCGGACCAACAGCGGCACGAAACCCGGCAGGAAAUCUUGUCCCAAGUGAUGCAGGGGCAGAGACGGGUGAAUCCGUAUUUUACCUUGAAAGUCCGGCGCGACAAUUUGAUCCAGGACACGUUGAUGAAGCUGGGCGCCGCAACCCCGUCCUCGUUCCGGAAGCAGCUGAAAGUGGUGUUCGAAGGGGAGCAGGGGGUCGAUGAGGGAGGCGUGCAAAAGGAGUUUUUCCAGCUGUUGCUCGACCAAUUGUACGACCCGAAUUACGCCAUGUUCAACUACAAUCCCGAUAACAAGACGUACUGGUUCAACCUCGGGUCUUUCGAGAACAACCUGCAGUACGAGCUCUUUGGGACGCUGCUCGGCAUCGCGAUCUACAACCACGUCAUUCUGGACAUCAGGUUUCCCCUCGCGGUGUAUCAGAAACUGCUGUCGGACGACGCAACCGGCCGGGCGAAUUUUACGGUGGACGAUCUACUGGAGGUCUCGCCAGACAUGGGCCGCAGUCUACUGCAGUUGCUCGAAUUCGAGGGGAAUGUGGAAGAGGUAUUGAGGUUGUUUUUGUUGAAAAAAUACAUUUUUCAUGCUGCACGUCGAAGGAUAGGUAGCUUUGUCUUUGUGAAGGGGGCAGUGAGAGUGACGUUUGGUACAUGACAGAAUGAUGUUACAUCACGACCGCACAUCAGACCUUCUGCCGCGACUUCGUAGCGAGUUACGAAAGCUUUGGUGCGGAAAUCCAAGUGCCACUGAAGGAGGGCGGCGAGUCGAUUCCGGUCACGAAUGAAAACCGUGGCGAGUUUGUAAGCCUGUACGUCGACUUAUCAAAUGCAAAAAUGUCUGGGUCUGGAAGUAUGCAAGAUUUGUCAUGCAUGUUUCUCAUGACCCAUGAUGCCUGUAAUGCAUGACCUAAUAUCGCAGACUUUUAGAGGGCUUCCUGAUGCACCUUCCGCAUGAGAAAUGCCCUGUCCGUGUAGCACAGAUUGCGCCCUUCUUGCUGGUCAUGCAAUACAAAUUUUUUUCAGAGUCCAGAAACAGCAUGACAAGUUGCAAUCUUCCAGACCCAGACAUUUUUGCAGUUGAUGCGACUGGUUCUUUAACAAGAGCGUCUUUGACAAGUUUCGGUCCUUCAAAAAGGGUUUUCUCAGGUGUUUCCAGCCGGACGACAAGGAGAAGUCACGUGUUGUGCAGGGACGUACAGUUUUUUUUUGGUUUCGUGCUCUCUGUUUCAGUUUCUUUUCAUCCGCUGCGGGGGCCUUGCGCAUGAUCAGAAGCCAAUAACUGAAUGGCCAUACAAAACUUUCGAUUCUCGCAUGGUCACUACAACAACAAAAAAAUUAUUCAACAGCCUCCGGCCAGAAUCUUUUCCUAUCCCUGUUCCGUGCAUCGGAGCUGGAGCUGCUAAUUUGCGGCAAUGAGGUGCUGGAUUUCGCGAGUUUGAAGAGCAACACCAUCUACCAGGACGGGUUUGAGUCCGACAGUGACACGGUCGCCUGGUUUUGGGAAAUUGUGUUGGACGACUUCGUGGAGGAGGAGCGCAAGUCCCUUCUCUCCUUCUGCACCGGCUCCAGCCGCGCGCCGCCGAAGGGCCUCGGCGCGCCGGAAGCGAAGCUGACGAUCGGCCGGCAGGGCCCGGACUCCGAGGCGCUGCCCACUGCGCACACCUGUUUCAAUCAUUUGCUCAUCCCCGAGUACAGUGAUAAGGAGAAGCUCCGGGCCAAGCUAAAGCUUGCCAUCGCGAACAAUCAGGGAUUUGGGUUAAUCUGAUCAAUGUAUUCGUGGCGGAACAGGCUACACCUUGAAACAACUUUUUUGCGGAAAGUGAUGAUAAUUAAACAGACAAGUCUCAAAACCCCUUCUAGCAGUCCCUCCCUAUGCUAGCAAGAUGAUGAUGAUGGUUCAUAGCAAGAAGCAUUCGACACACUUUAUGCAACCUUCCGGAAUUCACAUCCAAAAAGAAGAGAUAGUAUGUUUCUUUUGGAGUGUGAAAAUCCGAGUUCUCGAUUCAGUCAAUCUCCUGAUGAAUUUUUCAAAAGCAAUACAAGACAGAGAGUUAGAAGCGACAUUCGUGGAACAGACACAGGAGUAGCCAAGUAU
Messenger RNA from Amoebophrya sp. A120, 4405 nucleotides. The record is from the annotation of a GenBank genome assembly. Lineage: Eukaryota; Dinophyceae; Syndiniales; Amoebophryaceae.